CAUACAUUGGACGUUGCUUCAUCUGCGCGCGUAGUCUAAAUAUUGGCAAAAUGAUAGUCUCCAUUGGCUUGGUGUCAUUAAUUCUUGUUGUAGUGAAUGCCAGAAUUGAUUGUGGAAGCAGUGUGAAACUUGAAGUUGACUUUGAUAACGUCCAUUCGCAUGGAAUAUCUUAUAGAAAAGCAACCGUCAAGAAAACUAACCCAGUAAAUUUAGUUUUUAAUGUGAUUGGUGAACGAAGGCCGAUAGAAAUCGAAUCAAUUGAUUGGACGUACAAUAAUGUAUCAAUCAAUAUUGGUGACAAUGAUAUUCAAGAUAUAUAUUAUUCAACUGAGAAAACUAGCUCUGGUCUCACUGUUACAUUGCAUAUCAAAGUGCCAACCUCCCGUGUUGCUGGGACCUGGAUUCUUACAAUAAAUGCAAAGGAUAAUUCUAAACAUGUUGGUUUUUGUUAUGUUUCGUGUCAACCUGUAAUUCGCUCGAGAUUUGGGGCUGUUCGUGGUCACGAAGGCAAUCCACUCUCUGUUCUUUGUGAAGUUGAUGGUUUCCCAGAGCCAAAUCAGGUUGUUUGGAAACGUGUAGUUGAAAAUGAAGCUGAUCCAACUCAAAACCGACUAGUCCCUGUACGCAAUACUGUGUUCAAAUCGCAUGAGAGCACUAAAGAUGCCAUCAUGGAAUGGAAUGAUGCUUCAGAUUCUACUGGAUUCUAUCUGUGCACAGCAACAUCACCAUUAGGAUCAGACAGUUUAUUGUUCGAAGUUCGUAUUAAAAGUAAAUUGGCUCCUCUGUGGCCUUUCAUUGGAAUUAUAGCUGAAUUGGUGGUACUUGGUAUUAUAAUAUUGAUUUAUGAACGUACUCAAGCUAAACGUCGUCGUGAAGAAGAACGGACUACAUUGUUAAAACAAAAUCCAACAGGUGAUCGAUGUUAAACAAAUACGCUAAUUGCUUGUGACUGAAUAAUCGUAUCUGCGUUUGUUCACCUCAUACCCUAUUUUGUGGUAUUCAGCGUCAGUAAUAGUCUCAUUUCAGUAUUGUUUUCUCUUUCAGCAAUAAAACUUAUUUAUUUGUUUGUUAGUUUGCUUUAUAUAUAUCUCUUCCUUAUCAAGUGGCAUGUAUUUGUGUAUGUGUGUGUGUGUGUAUGCAAGUAUAGAAGCGCUCACGUUUGUAUCUAUGCCGUUUUUUGGCAUUGAUACUUAAGUAUUCUCACAUUUAGAUUAGCAAGAGUAUUAGCGCAUUUGUACACCAACUGCUAUGAUUAAUAAUAAUAUAAUAAAGGACAUGAAUAUUUACUUUUAUUUUCAUAUAUCACUUAAUUUCAUAUUCUGGCUAACACUUACAAUAAAAAGGCCUUGUACUCUUCUUAUUCUAUGCUUACUAUUUUAUCCUUAAUUAUAAUCAUUAUUGCCGUUUUCUGUUCUACAUUACUUAUUUCUAUGUUUACAUUAAAACCUCUUCAUCCAUUGUGUUUUAAUGAUCAUUUACACUAGCCUAGCAACAAAAAGGAACGAUGGUUUGUAUGUGUUGAAUAUAGUUAACAUUUGAAUACUACACAUAUACAUCUACAUAGGUGUCAUGAGGGCAUACACUUUAUGUAAUCAUCAAUGUUUGUUUGUUUUUAUUAUCGAGUUACAUCAUUAUUUUACCCUUUAAAUGUACAAUUUUAAUUUGCAUCUUUAUUAUUAUUAUCUGCUCUAAUAUUUCAUCCAUUGUGACUGAUCCUCCUUUAGGAGGAUCUUCUUGGUCCUCCUUUAGAAUAGCUUUAUUUUACAAUUUGAAUGAUAAAUAAAUUAUAUAUUUAGUCAA
This is a messenger RNA of Schistosoma rodhaini, 1800 nucleotides long. NCBI's taxonomy places the organism in Eukaryota, Metazoa, Platyhelminthes, Trematoda, Strigeidida, Schistosomatidae. The record is from the annotation of a GenBank genome assembly.